This is a messenger RNA of Lentinula edodes (shiitake mushroom), 1281 nucleotides long. RefSeq lists its product as uncharacterized. NCBI's taxonomy places the organism in Eukaryota, Fungi, Basidiomycota, Agaricomycetes, Agaricales, Omphalotaceae. Bases 358 to 1191 code for a protein of 277 amino acids. The record is from RefSeq and is a predicted model, not a curated record. The transcript has 7 exons.
ACACUUCAUAACUGGAUAACGUGCUGCGAGUCAGUGUUAAUAUUAGUCCUGUGGUUAUACAAUGGCACACGGCGGCCUACACUGCCGCAGCGCGUCGGUCUUUCAAACCGCCGUCUGUUUGACAAUUACAGCUUCCAGGGAAUGGAAGGAAAAGAACUGGCGCACCCAGAAUUUCAAAGCUCUUCGUGUUAAUUGUUAUGAAUCAGUGUGCCAACAGUGUGGUGGCAGUGAGUGCGACACCCUUGUGCGACGGCUUUGUGCGGCUUGUAGUUAGUCGCGGAUAAAAAGCCCUCUUGACCUUGUUUAUUCAUUCUCAGACUCCCUCGGUUUUCCAACGCCCAUCCUGUUACAGAUCUAAUGUCUACAUCCACCCUUUCGCAGAUUCGUUCUUCAGCUUCAUAUCAUCUUUCUCUUCUUCAAACGCUUGAAUCACUACAAUACGCACCUUCUGCCCUGAAUCAGCAAUCGAAAUACUUGCGCGAUUUGCAGGCCGAGCUGGCUUCUGUGAAGAAAGAAGUGAAGCAACUGGGUGAAAAGACCAAGAAGGAAAGGAAGGAACAUGAGGAGCUAAGGGACUCAACUACCCGAAGGCUAGCAGCAAGAUUGAAAGGAAAGUCAGGAUUGGAGAAAUUUGAAGCCAAGAAGGAAAAGGAAGAAAGGGAAUACGUUGUGGCGUUGGAAAACGAAAUGCGCGAACGAGGUAAACAGACGAUGUUAGAGAAUAUGAUUGAAGAGGCGAGGAAAGUGAAAUCGGAUCUCGAAGAAAAAUCCAAUCGAUUAGAGUUAACUAAGAAGGAGUUAUCGAAUCUCUAUCAUCAGGUCUUCGAUGGUCCAACAUUAGAAUUCCCCCGUGACGAUGUGCUUGAACGAGAAUUGGCCUCCGCGCAAGCAACGUAUGAUCGAGUUCAGGCCGUUCUAAAUUCACAUUCCCAAGCUGUGAAUCUACUUGGACAAGCAGAUAAGAUGCUGGGGAUGUCAUUAAAGAAGAUGGAUGAGGCUUUAGGCUAUUCAACCUGGGAUAUCUACGGUGGCGGCAGUAUUUCCGAUAUGAUGGAGCGCGAUGCCCUCGCUAACUCUGCUGUGUACGCGGCCAAGGCAGAAAUGCUCCUCAAUCAAGCCCGGAGCACAUCAGGCGAUGUUCAGACCAUUGGGCCAUUGAGGAUCUCUCUUCGGAGAUGUCUUUUUCGAUAAUGUGUUUUCCGAUAUCAGGGCGCAUCAUACAGAGUAACAGAGAUGAGUUAGCGGCUGCACAUAAGAGGCUGAAAGGACAACUUCGCGCCG